GAACCGACUACUGAUUAGGGCUGGGCGCGGCUUUUGUGAAGCCAUUGGUAGGGAAACUUACGCCAUCGCCCCUUCAACAAGAGCUGAUACAAGUUUCAUGCUGGUUAACUGACGGCGUGCGACUGGGAAGUCGAUGGCGCUCUCCGGCUGGGUGUGUCUGGUUACCGGGGCCUCCCGGGGCAUUGGCAAAGGCAUUGCCCUGCAGCUGUCUGAGGCUGGAGCCACGGUCUACAUCACUGGCCGCAACGAGAACAGCCUGCAGGAGACUGCUGCGGAGGUAAAAGAGAGGGGCGGGGGCUGCCUUCCCGUGGUCUGUGACUCAUCAAAGGAGGACGACAUCAAAGAGCUAUUUGAGCGAAUCAAACGCGAGCAGAAAGGCAGACUGGACCUUCUGGUCAACAACGCCUACUCUGGAGUGCAGGCGAUAUUUGAGAACAUGGGAAAGAAGUUUUGGGAAACGGAACCCUCCAUGUGGGACUGUAUCAACAACACUGGACUCCGGGGGCACUACAUCUGUUCAGUGUACGCUGCCAGGAUGAUGGUGGCACAGGGCCGGGGGCUGAUGGUGGUCAUCUCCUCUAUGGGGGGGCUGAAGUACAUCUUCAACGUGCCCUACGGAGUGGGCAAGGCUGCGUGCGAUAGGCUGGCUGUCGACAUGGCGGUGGAGUUGAAGAGGAGUGGCGUCGCUUCGGUCAGCCUGUGGCCCGGAGCGGUGAAGACAGAACUCCUGACUGAGCUCUUGUUGGAGACUGCGAAUCCGGUCCAAAUGAACUCAAAGACACGAGCAGUCUUUGCCAAUGGGGAAUCCACAGAAGUGAGCGGAAGAUGCAUUGUUGAGCUGGCCAAAGACAAGAACCUGAUGUCACUAACUGGGAGGGUUCUGAUGACCUGUGACCUUGCAAGGCGCUAUGGGAUACGGGAUAAUGAUGGACGUCAUGUGACCGACUACACCUCCCUCAGCUUCCUGCUUUCCCAGGUGCCCUACCUGUCCUGGCUCUCUGCACUCACGCCCUCCUUCCUGCGAGUGCCCCGGUUCAUCCUCACUCUCACUGGGGGGCACUUCUGACCCCCCCCCCCCCCCCCCCGCUGGCCCUGCGUACGGAGGCUCCCCUCAGGGAACACCGGGCACUGCUGGUUAGGCAGGCGUGCAAACUCAUUUUUGUCAUUUUUGAAAGAGGCAAACGCAUCAUUACUUGUGCAACUCAUUUGUUUAUUUUUAUACUCUGUGCAAUACUGAACACAGACACGCACACAAAAUAAAUACUCCUGUACAGGCAUAACUGUUUUUGGACAGGACAACUGUGUGAUUGCUUUUAGACUCAUGUGCGAGUCCAAUGCAUCACGCCUGUAGUUUGUACAGAGGACCUCUACGAGUGGCCUUUGAGAUGGGCCGUGUAUUUGAGAUGGCCCACGUUUGACCACAAGCAGACGUGCGUCCUGCAUAUUCUGCAACACUUCCCUAGGAAUAACACAACGACUUUACAUUUGAAAUAGCCUUUACGGUGUAUAACAAAAAAUAAAUAUAAGAUAGCAGC
Molecule: messenger RNA, 1535 nt
Organism: Conger conger (European conger)
Lineage: Eukaryota; Metazoa; Chordata; Actinopteri; Anguilliformes; Congridae
Gene: dhrs1
Product: dehydrogenase/reductase (SDR family) member 1
Exons: 9
Coding region: 134-1066 (310 amino acids)
Source: RefSeq, a predicted model, not a curated record